AAGUACUUCUGCUGUGGGUGUGUCUGCGCUCAACUAAAACAUUUUCCGCCAAAAAUGGCGGCACUUCAUCUCAACCGUUCAUUGCUAUCACCACCCGCCGGGAAUCGUUUCUUCAAGAAAUCACGACCGCCGGUUGCCCCGAAGUUCGUCUGCUACGCCCCUCAGCACACAAACAAGUGGAAAAGGGACUACACAAGUGUGAUGAUAGUGCCGACGGGGGUUGGGGCUGCCAUUGGAGGGUUCGCCGGUGAUGCUUUGCCUGUUGCUCGCGCCUUGUCUUCUGUCGUCGAUUGCCUCAUUACACAUCCCAAUGUGCUUAAUGCGGCAAUGUUAUACUGGCCCAUGCUCAAUGUUUUGUAUGUUGAAGGUCAUGCUCUUGACAGGUUUGCAGAAGGGUUAUGGGUGCUGCAACCCGUUCACCAGAAUAAGGUGGGGUUGGUUCUUGAUGCUGGAAUAGAGGAAGAUCUCAGAAUCCGUCAUUUGCAAGUUGCUGAUGCAACCAGGGCUUCCCUUGGAUUGCCUGUUGUAGAAUAUACUGUCACUGACACCCCUUUAGAGGUGGAAAAGUGGAUAGAUUGUAAAUCAGGGCAAUCAACAGGUGCGAUUAAACAUCCUGAUUCAUUGCUGCGGGCUGUGCAGACUUUAGUCAACCGAGCACAAGUGAAUGCCAUUGCAGUUGUUGGACGUUUCCCAGAAGAUGAUGAUGGAGAUGACCUUGAUGAUUAUCGACAAGGAAAGGGAAUAGAUGUAUUGGCUGGAGUGGAGGCUAUAAUAAGUCAUCUAGUGGUGAAGGAAUUCCAGAUCCCUUGUGCACAUGCUCCUGCAGUAUCACCCCUUCCAUUGAGCCAAUGUCUGAGCCCAAAAUCAGCAGCUGAGGAGAUAGGGUACACAUUUUUGCCCUGUGUCCUUGCUGGACUUAGUAAAGCACCACAGUACCUGAUCAAGAGCCCUGAGUCCUUGGAGAAACGUUCUAUAUGUGCUAGUGAUGUGGAUAGCGUUAUUCUUCCUAUGAAUGCUUGUGGAGGAGAUGGUGCUCUUGCUUUUGCAAGAAGCAAAAGAAAUAAGCCGCUGAUAAUCUGUGUGGAGGAAAAUGAGACAGUUUUGAAUGACACUCCUGAUGAGCUUGGGAUCAAUGCGAUGAAAGUAUCAAACUAUUGGGAAGCCUUGGGUGUUAUUGCAGCUCACAAGGCAGGAAUAGACCCUUACUCUCUCCGUAGAGACCAUAUUGAUAAAAUACGACGCACUUCUAUUAUGCCAGCUAAAAAUGGUUGUGCAGCCUCAAGAGCCAUACCCAUCAAUUAAACGUGUAGAUCGAGGAAAGAGUUUUUUUAUUGCCUAGUCUAGUUGUACGUAUUUAACAAAUACAGAAAGCUUUUCCCCCAGUAUCAAUUAAACGUGUAGAGGAAAGAGGGUUUUGAUUUGUGGUGCCAUGAUGCUGUAGCAAAGAGUAUUUAUUCCCCCUCAAAUUCACUUCGGCUGGUAACCUCCUGUGAUUGGUGUGUCGGUGUCGGUGUUAAUUUGGAAGUUGAUUUUGGACGUCAAAUGUCCACCGUCGAUCAGUCAAAAAUCGAUCCCAAAUUCUGUCGUUUAAAAUGAGCUGGAUUGGGAUUUUCCUAGACAGCCAGGGCGGGCUACUCAAUAGACAGUGGUGGUUGGAAAAUUUUCCAUGUUUCAGGAAAACUCAACUCUGAUGGAACAUAAAACAGCUAGUCAAAUGGGUUCCUCAUGUUUUGGUAUGUCAUUGUUUCUUUGACUCAUAAUAUCGACAUGAAUUUGUCUCUACCAAUCGACGUGGUGGAUCUAACGGAAUUUCAAUAAUUUCUACGUGCCUUAUUAUUCUCAAAAGACAGCUAACUCUGCACGGCUGCAGCAAAAUGUUUUCUCAGAGUCAUGGGGUUCAAGUGUUGAACCAAUCCUAUUGUGACAGCUUUGUUCUCUGUUCUCAUUCCGUUUCUAAAUGAUAGUUCUGUCCAAUUAAUUGGCUCUUUAUUC
This is a messenger RNA of Rubroshorea leprosula, 1992 nucleotides long. The record is from the annotation of a GenBank genome assembly. NCBI's taxonomy places the organism in Eukaryota, Viridiplantae, Streptophyta, Magnoliopsida, Malvales, Dipterocarpaceae.